Ostertagia ostertagi is the source of this 1443-nucleotide messenger RNA. NCBI's taxonomy places the organism in Eukaryota, Metazoa, Nematoda, Chromadorea, Rhabditida, Trichostrongylidae. The record is from the annotation of a GenBank genome assembly.
AUGAACGUCGAGGUGAACAUCGAUGGUGUGUACUAUCCCGCGUUAGCCGAACGGAUUUCCAGGGACGAAAACUGUUUGGAGACUUCUUAUCCCGGAGAUUGGCGUCCACGGGAGUCUGUGAACUUUUCGAAUUGCCGUGUUUUACAAGCACAAUCUUCACAUCCCAUCCACAAAGGUGAUGUUAUCGAGGCGUUGUUUGAACAAGCAAAUGGCCAAUCAGGAUGGCAAAAGGCUUCGGUACGCGAGAUCAAGGCUGUGAUGUACUUGUGUCCUUUUCUCUCUUGUUUCGCCCUCUCUGUUCCGAAUCCCCGUUUCGGAAGCGUUCCGGAAGAUUUGGUCGAUCACUUUUCGGUUGAUAGGAACCUUAUGGAAUUUCAAAACACAGUGAAGGAUAUUUCCAUGAGCUUUGACAAGGAAUCGCGCGAAAUCAAAUUGACUUCCUUUUGGUACGAUGUCACUCAAGAAAGCAGUUGUUUCAUGAAAUGUUUCCGAGAUGUGCGCCUAAAAAAUCAACUACGUGCUCGAGCUGAAGAAGCGGAGCGUUUACUUCAACACGGCUCUCAGCGUAAUGACAAGGACUCACCGUUUGUGGAUGAAUUUGAAGUCGCAGCUGAUUUGAUGGGAUUAGCAAUUGGAACUCACGGUUCGAACAUACAAAGAGCUCGCAAUGUGGAAGAUGUAGAUGAUAUCCAGGUGUUCGAAGGAGGUGGUGAUGGUCAGCCAUGCAUCAUCAAGAUAUUUGCGAAGACAGCCGCAGCAGCACAAAAAGCACGUGCGCAACUCGACUUUGGGGUGGAAUGUGUACACGUGCCACGGUUUUUGGUAGGCAAAUUGAUCGGUAAAAAUGGAAAGUGUAUCCAGGAAAUCGUUGAUAAGUCGGGUGUGAUACGUGUUCAAAUCGCCGGUGAAGAUGAUGACAAUAUGGAUCCUGUACCGUUUUCGUUUACCGGUACUAGGGAAUCGACAUCAAUGGCUGCUUUCCUGGUAGACUUCCAAAUCAACCAUCUGAAGGAGACCGAGGGCUUGCGCAAUAAUAUAGAAGAUAUGAUGCGGCAAGCGUAUAGCAACAGUGAAAGAUUCCAAAGGAAUUCUGAUGGUUACCAACGUAACGGAUAUGGUGAUCGUGGAGGAUUUGACCGCCGUGGCGGACGUCGUGGACGUGGGCGAGGUGGUAAUUAUCGCAAUGUGAAUGCGCAGAACGGAGGAUCAACCAAUGGAGGUUCAAGUACGGGCGGAAGGCCUUGGAGGGAAACUAGGGGCGAUAGCAAUCGAUACAGUGACGAAGAGUGGUCCGGAGCAGAGGAAGGCAAGCACAGAGAAGAACACGGUGACGAACAGGAGCAACGUCGCCAGGGACGACAGCGUGGAGGAAGUGCUGGUGAACGAGGCAGUAAUGCUGGGCGAAGACGUGGUCGUGGCGCCUACAACAGGAAUGGAGUUUGA